UUGAGGAAGUAGACACGGAAAUGUCGUCGGGUCUGUGAGAAGUUGGCAAAUAUUUAUUUAUACUUGUAUUUUGUGUUGAUUCAAGUAAAAUGGACAGAUUCACAUGGUCAAAUGGUCUUCUGGAAAUGAAUGAAACAUUGGUGAUUCAACAACGAGGUGUCAAACUUUAUGACGGAGAAGACAAGGCCAAGUUGGAUGUUGGAAUUGCUCUGCUGAGUACGCACCAGUUAAUAUGGAGGGACCUGAAGAAUCAUGAAUGCUGCAUAGCCAUACCCCUUUCUCAGAUCAUCUACUUUGAGGAACAAGCUGCGGGUAUCGGAAAGAGUGCCAAGAUAGUGGUCCACCUGCAUGCUUCCCCGGCCAAUAAGGAGCCAGGACCCUACCAGCAGAGCAAGUUCUCCUACUUCAAACUGUCCUUCAAAGAGCAUGGACAGAUAGAGUUCUUCCGGAGGCUGACCGAGGAGUUGAGCCAGAAGAGAUGGGAGAGUACGCCCAUGUCACAACCCAUCCCUACGGCAACCAACUCACAGACAGGAAGGACGCGAGCGGUGGGGAUCGUCGGCAUCGAGAGGAAGAUAGAGGAGAGGAGGAAAGAGACAGAGAAAAAACAUCUCAGAGGUGAGAAAGGAAAUAAGAUGGAGAGAGACACAGGGUAGAAAGAGAGAGAGAGA
This is a messenger RNA of Oncorhynchus masou masou (cherry salmon), 671 nucleotides long. RefSeq names its product vacuolar protein-sorting-associated protein 36-like. The transcript is spliced from 6 exons. The record is from RefSeq and is a predicted model, not a curated record. Gene Ontology annotation, cellular component: late endosome membrane; ESCRT II complex. Gene Ontology annotation, molecular function: ubiquitin binding; phosphatidylinositol-3-phosphate binding. Gene Ontology annotation, biological process: protein transport to vacuole involved in ubiquitin-dependent protein catabolic process via the multivesicular body sorting pathway. Bases 90 to 656 code for a protein of 188 amino acids. NCBI's taxonomy places the organism in Eukaryota, Metazoa, Chordata, Actinopteri, Salmoniformes, Salmonidae.